Molecule: messenger RNA, 1175 nt
Organism: Phragmites australis (common reed)
Lineage: Eukaryota; Viridiplantae; Streptophyta; Magnoliopsida; Poales; Poaceae
Exons: 3
Coding region: 1-774 (257 amino acids)
Biological process (GO): cell redox homeostasis
Source: RefSeq, a predicted model, not a curated record
AUGGAGCUCGACGCCGCCGGGGCCCGGAUGGAGCUUGACGCCGCCGGGGCCUGGGGAUGGAGCUUGCGCCUUGCUGGGGGAGGCGGGAGGCCAGAGGCGUGGGGUGCAGGCGGUCGGGCGACGGGCGCAGCUGCGGCUGGGGACUGGGGUCGGAGGAACCUUUUCCCUCCGCUCGUCUGCUUCAAAUGGCCAUGGAACUCCAGCCCUAACCCAUCGCCGAAUCCCAGCCCCAACCCCUGCGGCGACCUCGAGCUCCCCUGGCUCCUCAAGUCCGUCCGCACCCUCGCGCAGGGCCUCCUCAUCGCCGGCGAUCUCCCCGCUCCCGCCUCUGUCGGCGGAGGCGGAGGUGGAGGAAGGGGACGGAAGCUGCACACCGGCGGCGCGACGGUGGAGGUGGACCGAGGGGACGCGGAGCAGCGGGCCCUGGCGGCGGCGCUGUCGAGCGGGAGGCCCGCGACGGUGCUGGAGUUCUACUCGCCGCGGUGCCGCCUGUGCGCAUCGCUGCAGGGCCUCGUGCGGGAGCUUGAGGACGGCGCCGGUGGUUCGGCCAGCUUCGUGCUCGCCGACGCCGAGGACGACCGGUGGCUCCCCGAGCUACUCCAUUACGAUAUCAGAUAUGUCCCCUGCUUUGUGCUUCUGGACAAGCAUGGCAGAGCUUUAGCGAAGACGGGAGUACCAACCAGCAGGCAGCACGUUAUCGCCGGUCUCCAUCACCUCCUGAAGAUGGAGCAGCCAUCUGGGCGUGAAGGAAACCAGAGCGUGCCUCCAUCAUGAAGCAGGUUCUUUAACAAGAUCCGCAAUAGCAAAGCGAAAUUUCACAAAGUGCAUUUGUCUAGCAAGCAUAUAAAUGAGUUGAUACUUCAAUCCUUUAGCUGAUUAAUAGUGUAUGUUUAUUUUUUUUUCUAGGUGUGAAAGCAGUGGAUAUUUUCCUUUCGCUGGGUUGUAGCGAUCAUAGCCUCUCUGUUUUUCUUUCAUAUAUUUUCUUGGAGAAUUAUCGGUUAUUCAUUUAAUGGCUGCAGUGUUUUGAACCAGCAAAUGUUAUGGCAUAUUGGCAUGUGUUCUUAUCGAUGUGCAAUGUCAUGUUUAGUACUGUGUGUGUGGAAGCCAAGCCUCAUCACCAGUGACAGAGUGGGGCUUUGAGCCUAGGUGAUUCCAUGCUGUAUAAUUCUUGAAGC